AAACAAGCAAGACAAAAACUUUUGUUAUCAAUAAUUGUUAUAAUUAUAAAAAGGUAUCAAGGAAUUAAGCGUAUUAACUAUCUAAUUACGUAAAUGGUGAUAAGGAUGCAUACAUACGUACAAUCAUUAAAUUAUGUAAAUAUUUAAGAUUCCUAAAAAAAAUCCAACAGUUAACGUAAUUAUGGUUAAUUGUUGUAACACGAUGUGUUCGUCUUGUGGGACAAUAAUAAUAUUAUGUCCAAGUUGUUCCCCUCUUAUUAUUCCGACGAGAUAAUACAUUAUCGGACUUAAUAUUCCUCAGUAAAUGGUUUGGUUAGUUCUUGUUUACUUAUUGAUAAUUAUUUUACAAGACCGUGAUGUGUAUGCAGCAGAAGCAAUCUUAUUCAGUGAUCAACAACAUUAAAUGCUAACAAUGUAGAGUAUUUAUAUAUAUAUAUAUAUAAAUAUCUGCAGUUUACCGUUUAUGAAUGCUGUAACGUUCCUUAAACAAUAUUUGUAUAGAACUGUUUUUACGAGUCCAAUAAAAUGGUUAUACAAAACUCCAACAACAAUGUUGCCUAUUACACAGGAUACACUUACAGUUCAAUACAAAGGCUACAUAAAAUUGGAAAGAUGCAUGGAGUCAAGAGAGUUAUGAUAUUCUGUGUGAUGACCACAAUAUUACCAACUUUCUUGAUUGUGACCCCAUUGUAUCUCAGACAUAGCAUCUUUGCUGAUGUUUCUUACCCGGUGGCUGAAUCUGAUGUGGUAGCAAUAAUGGACGGUAUAUCAUCCAUUUUCUGUGAAUCCCAAACAUUGAGAAUGAAUACUUCCUUCAAUGCAUUUCAAUUGAAACAGUCUCCUGAGCUUAGUCCCAAGCGUAAGCAUAUUCGUCUAAAGAAGUCUAUGACUCUCCCAGACGAUACAUUGGAAUAUUGGGGAUUUUAUCUGUUGAAGGGUGCAACUGUCUCACUGAAAGUAUGUUCUAGAUAUGAAGGUUCCAGGCUUUUAGUUGUGCGAGGAGAAAAGAAUCUGAGGACCUGUGGAUUACUGGAUCACAAUCAGAAAAAGUUUGGAGCAACCAUGGAUGUUGAAUACAAACAGGUGAAAGUAACAUUUGAACAUGCCCAGGAACUUGGAGAUGUAAAUGAAUUGAAUCGGAACAAUGCAGCAGAAGAAGGAAUUGGAACAAAUGCAGAUGUGUUUGUUAAGCAGAGGCUAAAUAAAAGCAAAAAGAUACUCAAGGAACCUGUCCAUCCAAAAAGACAUGCACAUAAGAAGCACUUGUUAAGUGAGGAGGAAGAGAUUAAAUUAGAUGAGAUUCAACAUGAAGAAACGCGCAAUAAACGAGACAUUAAUCAAAUAUUGGAUGGAAGAAUUGAGCAUGGUGGAAAUGCUAUUAAUUACACAAAAGAUCAAUCGUUUGAAAAUAGCGUUUCCAGUUUUGAGACUGACCUACUAACAUGUUAUGAUGGCUCAAUUUUAUUAACACAAGGUUUUAAUCCCUCAAAGCUUUGCACUGAUGUACAUUAUUUAGAUCGUAGUGAACACAUGGAAACAAUCCACGAGGUUGGAAGUGAUGGAUAUUAUUAUUACAUCUUUUACUCUGACAACGAUUUCAUUACGAAUGAUAUUCACGCAGUCUUUGAUGUAUACAAACCAACAUACCAAUAUAUGAACAACUCUAAAGACAAAGAAUGCAUCAAUGUUACUGAAUGCCACUUUCCAAUCAAAUUUUGGUCUGAUGAAAGAGUAAUAGUGGAGGUACCAACUCAUGAUGGAAUAGAACACGAAGAAGAUAAUAUUGCUUUAUUAAUUAGCACAUGCCACCCAAGAAUGGGUAUUUAUAUUGUUUUUCCUAUAUCAGUUAUGUUCCUCAUUCUUGGUUGUGCUUUCUUAUAAAGAUUCACUCGAUAAUACUACCUCCUAAUGACUGAAAUUAUAUAUAUAUAGUCCUUUUUAAUUAUUAUAUUCUAGUCUAAUAUUUUCAAUGUUGAUGGUUGUUUUAAGUCGUAAGUCAGUUAACUACGUACAAAUUGAUGUGUACAAAUACCGAAAUAAGGCUGUUCAAUUUUUAUUUCUAUUAUAACGUUUUUACUGUUUCGUCAGUUGUAGUUGGAAUUUUUGUGCCAAUAAUAGUAGUUUUCUUUUUUAUUAUUAUUAAAUCAAUAAUUUUAAAGUAUGUGAUGAAGAUUAUAUUUUUAACUUUAAAAUUUAUAUAAUGUACCAAG
Messenger RNA from Nicrophorus vespilloides, 2210 nucleotides. RefSeq lists its product as uncharacterized. The transcript is spliced from 2 exons. Bases 526 to 1881 code for a protein of 451 amino acids. NCBI's taxonomy places the organism in Eukaryota, Metazoa, Arthropoda, Insecta, Coleoptera, Silphidae. The record is from RefSeq and is a predicted model, not a curated record.